This is a messenger RNA of Anneissia japonica, 1605 nucleotides long. RefSeq names its product myosin-10-like. The coding region runs from base 1 to 1605 and encodes 534 amino acids. Lineage: Eukaryota; Metazoa; Echinodermata; Crinoidea; Comatulida; Comatulidae. The record is from RefSeq and is a predicted model, not a curated record. The transcript has 2 exons.
AUGUCCGCGUUGAAAGAAUCGUCCGACGUUCACAGCAUCGCGGAGGAAGAGGUCGAACGUCUAAAGAUCGAACUCGCUUCCAAGACGGAUGCCCUGAAGGAAAGGGAUCUGGACGUGGUUCGCUUGGAAUCGGAUCUGAAAGCCGCGAAGAGAAAGUCGGAGCAGCCACCACCUGAAGAGAGCGGACUCGAGCUGCAGCAAAAGCUGCAGGAAGCCGUCCGCAAACUGAAAGACCGAGAGAGAUCGCACGCCGACUUGGAAGAGGAGUUGGAAGAGAAAGACGACAAAAUCAGCGUGCUGAAGAAAGAGUCGACGCUCGCCAAGACAGCGAUGUCCAUGUACGAAAAGCGAGUGGACGUCUUGGAAGAAAACCUGAAAACGGCUUGCAAGCGAUACGACGAGGAAGUAAAAAGCAGACGGAUUGUGGAGGCGGCCGCGAAAAAUGCAGACGAGCACGCGCAAUCCAUGGCCGACAAGAACGUCGAAUUGCAGCGAGAACUGUUAAGACGGCAACCCGAAGAGUCGUUGUACGAAAUGGAAGUGAGCAUCGGAAAGAAGGAGGAGUUGCGGCGAGCGCAAUCCGAUCUGGAGGAGGAACGGAAGACGGUUCUGCGAUUGAAGAGUGCGAUCGAGGACCUGAAAAAGGACCAAACGCGUCAUUCGGAGGUUCUUCGAGAGAACAGAAACCUGAAGGAGGAGGUGGAAGCGAACGCCAGGAGGAUCGAAAGUAUCGACGACGAACUUCGCGCGUCAAAACGGACACUCGGCGACAGAGACAGACUGAUUUCGGACAAAGAUCGAGCGACGUCCAACUUGAAGAAGGAAAUCGCCACUCUCAGAGAGAAACUUCGUGCCGAAAAGGACAAGGUGGCGACAGCCGUGAAGGAACGCAGCGACGACGACGCCCGAAGUUCGUCCGAAAAGGCGAAGGCGAUCUUAGAUCUGGAAACGGCCAAGGCCGAUCACUCCGACAGGACUGAUAUUCUCCGGACGGAGAUUGCCGAUCUUAAGGAAAAGCUGGCCGAGGCCACACGACAGGAGUCUUCGCUGAUCAAGGAUGUCGAGAAAUUAACCGCACUGAAAGAUGAUAACGAAAAGGAGAGUAGGAGGAUGGAAAAGCAGCUUUCUGAUAAAGAUCUCACGGCUAUCUACUUGCGGAACGAGAUCGACACCCUGGAAGAGAAAAUGAAACGGAACGGAAGUAAGACGGACGAUCAAAUGACGGCCUACAAAGAAGAGAUUGAAAGAAACGCGAAGAAGAUGAAAGAGUUGGACGCUACGAUCGCGAAGAAGAUUCGAGAGACGGCCGGUCUCGAAGACGAGAUCGCCGUCCUCAAAGAAGGGAAGGAACGGGACGGACGGAAGAUAAAAGGAUUGGGGGUGCAGCUCGCUAACAAGGGACGCGAGGCGACCGCUCUUAAAGACGAGAUAGCCGCAUUGCAAACGGACCUCUCGAGAGCGCGCGAAGAAUGCACGGACGACCGGAGUUCCGAACUUUCCGUUCUUUUAGAAAAGACGAAAGACGAACUUCGACGGACGUCACGCGAUCUGGCGGCCGCCAAGGAAACCGAGAUCAGGCUUAAGGCGAACCACGAAAAAAUCUAA